CAGGUAAAUGUGGAAGUAGAACCCAGUGUGGCGACGCCGUGUGUGGGUGUAGUGUGUUCCCCUUUGUACGUGUGUGUGCCCCUCGCCAAGCUGAACCCCGUGGAUAUACCUGAGCUCCCUGCGUGUGUGUGUGCGGCAAGGGAGGAGGGGAAGGUGUCAUUGGAAAGCUUGAAGGACCUGCAACCAUGUCUUCCCUCCUACGGGCCUUGUUCACGGGCACGAGCAAACACAAGAAGCUGUCGGAGGAGUGGGCCACCUUGCGAGAGCCCGUGGUGGAGGGCGUCACCUUCUAUUGCAAGUAUCUCGGCUCCACCCUCGUCGACGAUCCGAAGGGCGAGGCGGCCACGGCGGAGGCGAUCAAGCGCAUCAUCCACACGGCUAAGCUGGUGGCGCGCAAGCCCGAGCUAGUGGGUCUUCAUGUGUCCCUGCAAGGCAUACGUAUGGAGGACAGCGUGACCAAGGAGGUGUUGCUGCAGACGUCCAUUUAUAAGAUAUCCUACUGCUCCGCUGACGCCCACUACGACCACGUCUUCGCCUUCAUCGCCACCACCGAUAAUGAGACCUGCGAGUGCCACGCCUUCCUCUGCCCCAAGCGGAAGAUGGCUCAAGAGGUGACCAUCUCCAUCGCCCAGGCCUUCAACCUUGCCUACGAGUGCUGGAAAGUCUCGCUCAAAAAUAAGGAGAAUGAUGGAGAGGCUUUUGGACAUGAGGAACUGCCCGCUGAGGUGACAGUCGGGUCAGUGGCUGGUCUGAAUGGUGCCCUGCCCUCCCAGUCCCAGCCCUCCUCGCAGGCCUCCUCCCCCAUACCCAUUCGCUCGGACUUUGGUUCUUCAGACAUGAGCACUUCUGGUUAUCAGUCCAGCUCCCAGGCCUUACUCAUAGACCUGGAGGACUCAGCAGAGCACGCCAAGCCCACCACAGCCCACUGCCCGCCCCAAGGCAAGACCUCACCCUUCAGCAAGCCCCUGAACGCCACGGAGGACCUCGGCGAUAUUAGUGAUGGAUUCUCAAGGCUAGCUUUAAGGCGCGGAAACCUUCCCCAGCCAAUGGCAAGUCUUGGCAACCAUCAGGGUUUGGGCGAACUCGGUCUUGCAGCGUCUCCGACCGAGAGUGUCUCCUGGCCAUCAACUAGCCUCCCCCAGCUGGCCGCCACACCCCUAGCCACCAGCCCCCCACCAGAUCCAUGGGGGGGUGGCGGGGAGGGCUGCCAGAGUCCAACAGAGGCGUGGGAGAUGUUUUCGCGUUCCCCAAACACAGCUUUCCUACACUCCUGUCAGUCGCCUCCUUCGCCAUCAGUGUUGAAUCUACAGUCGCCACCACAAUCGCCUCCGCCUCAGUUACCACCACAGGCACUCCAGUCACCAUUCAACAGUCCAUUCUCAUUCCCUCAAGGUCACACAUCAGACCUCUCCUGCUCAAACCAAGUCCCACCAUGUCCCAGUGUCAGCCAGCGAUGGGACAGCUUUGCCCCGUCACCUACCAGCCCCACAGGGAGAGAGAACCCCUUCCUCCCCACCACCAAUCCCUUUAUCCCGAGUACCCCAGUGAUCGAGGUGGCUAGUGCUGCCCCCCCUCAGUGCCCAGUGGAGUCCCCCAGGGUGGUGGUGGGGCCGGGGGGCAGUGGGUGUAGUCCGGGUCGCCCUGUGUGGACUGCGGACUUCUUCAGCGGGUCGAAGAGUAAAAACGUCAUAUGUUCUUAGUUUUUUUUUUUUUUUUUUAGUGUUGUGGUGACUCUUUUUCUUUAUGCUAUUACUAUCAUCUAUGUAAUUUUUCGGCUUCAUUGCAAACAUAAGUAUCUUGAAUGGUGUGCUUGGGGUUAAUAUAUCGGUGGGUUGUCCCUUACACGAACACUUGUACCUUUUUUUCAUACGUUUUCCUUGUACUUCCGUCAGGCUCUAAUAUCACUUGUCAUGCCUGGCUGGGUAGUGAGAUACAGUGGUUUGAUAUCAACAGAAGAUCGACAACUAUUAACAGUGUGAAGUUAGUUUGGGGUUCUCUGAUAGCAAAAAAACAACUAUGUACCAUCAACAGCGUGUGGGGUUACUCGCUGAAAUAGUGUUGCGCAUAACCAUUAACAAACCUCUACUCGGAGAAACACCUACACAUAAUUUCUUGCUCUCGUGCGUGUGUGUUUUCAUAAGUUCUUGUUCAUGCUAUUCUCACAAGUUCAUAAUUUCUCACAAGUUCUGGUGUGCAUAACGAGUGUGUGUAUUUUCUUACAAUCAUAUCUUGUGGCCUAAAACGUAAAUGAUAAGUCUGUAAAUAUAUAUAAAGCUUCCGUUUGCUUCCACUGCAAUUUCGUGUUAUCUUUCAUCAUCAUUUAGCUGGUUUAUAUAUGAGAUGUCUGGCAGAGAUGGAGUGUAGGGGACAAAGCCAUUUUUUCUCUGCACUGGGAUAAGCAGGCUAGGCUACAUAUCCCAGGAAGAAAAGGAUGCGUUACAAGGUAAAAAAGAGUCUCGGUCCACCAAAUGCAAGGUCACUUUUCCCCUCCUGUUCCUUGUUCUUCCUACAUUGUGUUCAAACCAGAGAAAAUGGCUUGUCCCUGUCACUCCUCUGUUGGAUGCCUCGUAUAAGGUUUUCUUGGCUUCAUUAUUUCAUUUAGGUGUUUAUAGGCAUUGUGUUGGUGUGUGUAUGCAAUCACAACACACAUCCUCAGGGUCAUAUGCAGAAGUUUGGGGCAUCAAGACCAUGAACUAAGGGACUGGCAGGCUUUCAUUAUGCAUUUCCGAGUUGGCUUUUCAUUGGGACAACUUCAAGACGUUUAUAGGCAUGUGUGUGUGCUUGUGUAUGUAUGCAAGCACAACACACAUCCUCAGACUCAUAUGCGAGAAAAUGAGUUUAGGGGUGGCAAGACCAUGGACUGAGGGGCUGGCCUUCCAUUAUGCACUUCCGAGUUGGUUUUCAGUGGUCUGUAAGCUGUCGCCUGUUAUGUGUUUGAAGAUGCCCCAAACUUAACCUCACCUAGCCUAACAACAGGGGUGACAAUACCAUGGACUGAGGGGCUGGCAGGCUUCCAUUAUGCAUAUCUGAGUUGUCUUUCUGUGGGCUGUAAGCUGUCGCCUAUUAUGUAUUUGAAGACGCCCCAAACUUUACCUAACCUAACAAAACCACAGAAAGUUACCACACAUCUGCGUUUUUGGGAAGCUUCAAGGCAUCUGUCCCAUCGCCCAAGAGCAUGGAUGGCCUAUAAUACUACACAGUACACAUUCAUCUUCCUAGGCCUUCCGUAACCUCUGUAUAGCUCGUGUCCAGUACUAAUGAUGUGCUGAGAACCUGUUUGUAAGUGUGUUUGUGUGUAUGUGAGAGUGUGGGUGUCAGUCUUUUUCUACUGGUGGUGAUUAUUAUGAUUGUGUAAAGUGCUGGUUGUAGUGGCAAUAGUCUGUCUCGUGUGAUUUUUUUUUUUUUAGUGUGUGUGUGUGUGUGUGUGUGUGUGUGCGUGUGUGUGUGUGUGUGUUUUCACGGCUUAACCUUUCCGUAUGUGGUGCGUGUAAAUAGUUCUCGAGAUGAUUCUAAUUCUAACAUGUUGAAGGUAGUCUAUCAUGUGAGUCAGUGGCUACAUCCCUGCCUCACCCACCCUCACUGUCUCUGUACAUAGAUCUGAUCGCACAAAGAUGUAGUAUUAUGGUAUGUUAAGGAGGGAGAGCACUGAUGUAUGUGUGUUAUUGAUAAGGCUGCAAUAUGAUUCUAGUGUGUGCAUAGAAUCAUUGAGUGUUUGUAUAAAGUGACGUUGUGAGUGUGGGGGUAUAAUGGGCUUGAGAGAUAUAAGUGUUUACAUAGAGAGACAUUGUAAGGAGUUUAGUGUUUGCAUAAGGAGAGACAGUGUAAGGAAUAAAGUGCUAUAAGUGAUUGCAUAAAGAGACACAUUGUGAGUUUCGGCAAGUCUUGUAAUGAGUUUAAAGCUACGAGUGUUUACAUAGAGAGAGAUUUUAAGAAUGAGCGAGGUUUGUAUAAGGAAAGUUAGUGUUAAAAGUGUUUGCAUAAAGGGAACUAUUACGAGUGUAGGCUUGUAUAAUGAGGUUGAGAGCUACAUGUUUGCAUAAGGAAAGAUGGAAUGUGGGCAAGUCUUGUAUAAAUGAAUUUAGUGCUACGAGUGUGUGCAUAAAGAGAACUAUUAUGAGUGUAGGCUUGUAUAAUGGAGUUGAGAGCUACAUGUGUUUGCAUAGGGAGAGAUUGAGUGUAGGCGAGUCUUGUAUAAAGGAUUUCUGUGCUACAAGUGUUUACAUAAGGAGACAUAUUGUGAGUGUUGGCAAGUCUUGGAAGGAGUUAAGUGCUACAAGAGUUUAGGGAAGUCUUGUAGUAUGGAUUUGAGAGCUAGAAGUGUGUAUAAAGAGCGUUGUGAGUGUAGACAAGUCUUGUAUAAUGGAGUUGAAGAGCUGCAGUGUUGUGUGAUAGUCUCCAGCUACUCUUAGGGUGAUGUCCAGUAUAAUUAAUAUUUCUGUGAUACUUUUGGUGUCCAGCACGGAGAGUGUUGGGUCAGUAUAUGUAUGUGCAUGUGUAUGUGUGUGUGAGCCUGUGAUUGAGUGAGAGAGUGAGAAUGAGAGAGGAGGAGUGAAAGUGAGAAUGUCAAUCGCAACUAGUUUUUUUUUUAUAAUCCGAAAUCUAUUAGUCAUUGUGUUGCUUCAUUCAAUAUUCUGUGAGGUUGUUUACUAGACUAAGCAGUUUUAUGUGUUACUGCUGCUGUAUAUAUAUAGAUUUUUCAUUGCCAGAUAGUGUGUGUGUGUGUGUGUGUGUGUGUGUGUGUGUGUGUGUGUGUGUGUGUGUGUGUUCUUUUGCAUUUGUCUAAGCACUUGGGUUUCUGCACUGAAGUUAAGAGUUGGGUUCAAUAUUAUAAAUGGACUAAACUACUUUCAUUUAUUAUUUUUUUUUUUUUGAGUGUGUGUGUGUGUGUGUGUGUAUGAAAGUGUGAGACCGAUCGUCACAUCCCUCUCAAUCUCUGUGUGUGUGUGUGUGUGUGUAUGUAUGUGUACAGUGCUAGUGUUUUUACUGUGGUUGCGGUGUUGGGUUAAGUUUUUUUUGUGGUCAGCGGCAGACUCUGGGUACAAACUAUGGACAGGAAUACAUAAAAAAAUAAAUAUUGAUAAGUGAAUAAAAAAUGGGGGAGCCGAAGUAAUAGAAGUUCCCCCACAAAAAAGUUUGAUGUAUAAAGUUUUGGAAUAAGAUAAUCAUAUAGA
Molecule: messenger RNA, 5171 nt
Organism: Eriocheir sinensis (Chinese mitten crab)
Lineage: Eukaryota; Metazoa; Arthropoda; Malacostraca; Decapoda; Varunidae
Product: low density lipoprotein receptor adapter protein 1-B-like
Exons: 8
Coding region: 186-1700 (504 amino acids)
Source: RefSeq, a predicted model, not a curated record